Molecule: messenger RNA, 480 nt
Organism: Caenorhabditis bovis
Lineage: Eukaryota; Metazoa; Nematoda; Chromadorea; Rhabditida; Rhabditidae
Source: the annotation of a GenBank genome assembly
AUGACCAAGAUUCGAUUCGUUCUGAUCAUCGGAAUCUUCGCUAUUGCCGUCCACUCGACAUCAAUCGAUGAGCCAUUGAUAGUGGGAUGCGAUGAAGCAAUGAAGCAAUGCGAUCACCAUGUGAAAAACUAUACGAUUUUGAGAGAAGCGAUUACAGACGACACGACAAUUCAAGAGUUUUCGAACAUCAGCAAUGUGUGCUUCGACACCAAAGAAUGCCUUCUCAACAAUGCGUGCGAGUCGGCGAAUCGCGAUAUCCAGACAUUGUCGUCCGAAUGCCGCUAUCUGCGCUUCCUCGGCAAUCCGAAAAUGGAAUGCGUCACACGGAACGUCGACUUCGGAACCGUCAAAACCGCGUGCACGGGAUUCUUUGCGAUUCAAGGUCUCGCCGCUUCGAACAUGACCAAAUAUAUGGAUGAUGAGAAGGAUUGUGUGAACACGUUGACCGAAUCGAGCGGAUGCGGCCUCUUCUUGAUGUAG